This is a messenger RNA of Psylliodes chrysocephalus, 5072 nucleotides long. NCBI's taxonomy places the organism in Eukaryota, Metazoa, Arthropoda, Insecta, Coleoptera, Chrysomelidae. The record is from the annotation of a GenBank genome assembly.
AACUUGUUCUGUUCUAACUUCAAUGUUUGUCUUCACGGUGUAUUUAUUAUCGAUGAUCGUAUCGGCGAGCGGUCAAUGAUUUAAUACUCGGUAACACUAUUAAUUCACGAAACAUGAAUAAAAGUAUGAACGGCGUGUUUUACAAAUCGUAGUGUGGAUGUUUUAAAAGCGAUAUUUAAUGUAUUCGUCGAAAAACAAAUCAAAAUUUAGUUAAUAAUAUUAGUAGGUCAUAAAUGUGAAUGUGUCACCCCGAUGAAUAGAAAGCAUGUGAAAAGUGACAUGGAUUCAGGUCUGGGUAGUGAUGAAGACCGUCGGAGUCGGACUAAAGAGCAGAAGCAGCUACACAAUCAGCAACUUUUGAGUGGUUGUUUUAUUGACGCUGCCAGUUUGUCCGAUGACUCUGAGGUUGUCGAACAAAGACGAAACGAUGAGAGACGACAGGGUGCACUACUCUUCCAAACUUCAUUACCCCAUUUUUCUAUGGUGCAAAUUCCCCACGAAGAUCAUCAUUUCUCUUAUUCGUCUAAUAAUUUAGUCUCUCAAUUUCCCGAAACUAGCACCCCUUUCAAUUCCAUAGUGCAGCUGGAUUCUAACGAAACAGAAACAGCUAGAAAUAAAUCACCUCUAGGUUUUUACGUAGACUUAAGCGAUGUCCCCGAAACGUCUUCAUCCCCACCGUCUAAUUCUGCCAAGAAAAACAUUUUUUCUAUGGUAAUAGAUUUCGAGGGACCUAAAAAGGAGAAACCAGUUAAACUUAGCUCGUCCUUUACUUGUUACAGAAAGCCUAAACCUUCUAAUAAGUCCAACCUUCUCGGUAAGAGCAGCGGAAGCUUAUCUUCCAGCGUUAGUUCUAUAAAUUCUAAUAGAGAUUCAAAUUCUAUAGCUGGAACCUCCAGACAGUCUGAAGAAUUAGAACUUAGGCCAAAUAAGGGUGUUAGUAUCGAAGUACUCAGUGCUUCACUUAUUAAAAAUCUCUCGACCUCUUCUAAGUCUUCUAGUAGUAGCGAAAAUGUACCGGAAAAGGUCCAUGACGACGGUGGUACCGAUUCUGCGAAAGAAUCUGUCGAUGAGGAUCACAUCGAGUGUGAUAGCAUGCCAGAAAAAAUCGCUGAUGAAGUUGUUAUUCAUCAUACUGAUCUUGAGGAAAAAGAAAAUUCUCGGGAAAAUCAAAAACCUGACAAUACCCGGCAGCAAACUUUUGGGAAUAAAAUUGAGAAACAGAGUUGUCAACAGUUCGUGAAGCUGUCCGAUCUGGAAUGUCAGAAACCGAAAGUGGACCUAAAUUUUACUCCGAGGAUGAGCAGGUCCAUUCCGGAGAGCUCGUGGGUAGAAAGUCCGCUGCUAAUGUCCCACUCGGUUGGGUACAGGUCCGCUCCUCAUCCCUUGGAGCCCGAACAUAACGAAAGCAGUCAAGAGUCGGAUAGCUCAGCGAAAAAAGAAUCGUCUCAGCCCAAAAGGUGCGUAAGAAAACUCGGUACUGAUCUUUUGAGGAUGUUCUUGGAAGAAAUCGGACCGGACGUAGUGGUGGAGGUCGAGGGACACAAACUCAAGGCACACAAGUGUAUUUUGGCUUCGAGAUGUCAAUAUUUCGCUGCUUUGCUCAGCGGAAACUGGUUGGAGAAGAGUGGGAAUGUUAUAUCUUUACAGGGAUUUUCGUACGAGUCGGUAUAUUUCUCAUUGUGUCACAUCUACAGCGGUGCAGCUCACGUGCCCGAUUCAAUAAGUCUCGUAGAACUCGCAUCUUUGGCCGACAUGCUGGGAUUGGAAGGGCUUAAAGAAGUAGUAGAACACGCGUUGAAGCAACGGCAUUGUCACAACUUCCAUAAACCUUGCGCUGGUUGUUGUACUGGAAUCUUGGAAGUUUUACCUUUGUCAGCCGCAUAUGGACUGGACGAUCUCUACCAAAGAUGUUUACAGUGGAUUACUCAACAUUUCAUUAGAGUUUGGCCUAGUAGGGCGUUUGCAAGUUUGCCCAGGGAAUUGAGAGAAAAAUGCUAUCAACAACAUGUAGUGCACAUGAACUCCGACAAAGUAAUAGAAACCAUCUUAAACUGCGACAAGAUCCUCGCUACUCUACCUGCAAUGCGCUGGGCGGAGCCUGUAAGUCAACUAGUUCUUCAGCUUACGGACGCCUGUCACUUGUACCAUCGUCAACAUUUCUCCGCAGUCUUAGGAUCCAACUACAUUCUAUCAUUGGACGCCGGUUUGGGCUUUGGAGUGUGCCAAAUCGAGGAUCAAAUGCUAUCAGCCGCUAAAAAUUUAGGAAUCGAGCAGGCGUGUCGCAGUUAUGCUAGAUGCUGCAAAAUGUUGGACCAAACGUGGUCGAGACCGUUCGCUGAUAUGUUGAACAAAGUAAAACUCCAACUGGAACAAUGCCUUGUGAGUCAAGCUGAUAGAUUAAUACGAAGCAAUGCAUGGCUCAGAUUGGAUACAGCUUUAAGGACACGUAUAAAAGAACUGACCCCGAGCUUGGAACCGACGAGUCGUUUACCGCGCUCGACCAAUUUCCGCAACAAGAAACACAUCCUCAACCAAAAACCCAACGUCCAGAGUCCCGCGUUGAGUUCCUCGGACUCGUCCCGCAAUUCCAGCCCCGGGAUGAACCAGCAAAAUCGUUUGAACGGCACAAACGGUAGUCCUUCGCUGCGUCGUAGCCUUCUGCUCGCAGCCAAGGCGCCUCAAGUCCCUCCGAGCCCCUCCGUCUAUCGCCGAAGUACCUUAACGCAACCCACAGCCGCCAGCGCUGCCAAGUCCGCGAAAGGACCGAUGAAGGCGACGCCGCUUCCCAGGGUGGCUACGAUCAAGCCUACGGUACGCGGAGUGCCGAUUACUGUUAGCCAUACUCAGGAAAAAUCAACAGCAUCCUCGAAAAAAUCAUCGGUAAAUGUAUCCAGAAAUUCCAGCAUGGGUAAAAAAGACACGCUAACAACCAAAAGACCUGAUAGCAGAUCCAGUUCACCCAUGAAAGGCGACAGUCGUACUUCCUCGCCUAGAAAACUAGACACCAAGGUAACAUCGCCUGUCAAAGCGACAGUCAGAUCGGUCAGGACCCCAUCGCCACUAAAAGAUGCGAGUAACUCGCCUCGAAGGAUUACUCGCGCCUCGCAAUCCGCCAAGCCUGUUCCUGCGCCCGCGCCUCAACCUACGCAACAGCCUGUCAUGCAACGGUCGAGCACGUUUUUGAAAGAGGAACCAACAGUGAUGGGUAAAGUGUUGUAAUGAGCAUUCCCUAGUCUCUAAAACAUUCCUAGUCUGGGCUGGGAUUACGGACCGGUGCAAAAAUAUAGUAUAUUGCGGAAUUGUUUCGUGGUUGAAUGAUUUGUGCGUUUUUUUAUAUUUCGGGUUUCACAAAAUUGUUAUUUACUAAAAACUUAGGUCUAUCUCAUGAAGAACAACUACUAGAUCAGUUUUGUUUACAAAAGGCGAAUUGCAAGCAUUCACGUUGGUAUCCACAUAGUUGCCAAAUUAUUACAAGAUUACAAUGCUUUUUUGUGUUUAUAAUUCGGAAUUCACUUAACAAAAGUCUCUAAAGCGAACAAGAGGCUUUCACGAUUACAUUAAAGAAGUAUAUUUGAAUGUUUUAUUUGAGAAACAACAAAGUCACUUUUUGAGUUUUCAGUUGGCGAAAAAACGUUUAGAACAUAUAUCUAAAUAUUUUGAGUAAUUUUGUGGCUAGAGGUCGAAAGUUUACUACUAAAGUAAGAAUUUAUACGAAAGCGCAAAGUUUUAAAAUAAAUUUUUUUAUUUUCAAACUAAUUUAUUACCAUUUGUAAAAAAAUAUAGCUUAUUUUGUGAUUCUCUUGGUUUUUGUCUUAGUUUUUUGUUGUUUCAAUAAUAUAUGGCUUCUAGUAUAGGCAGCGGGCCCUUAUGUGCCUUUUAAAUUUGCUUUUAAAGUGGGAAUGUUUUGAUUUUGGAAGAGAAAAUCAAAAGUUAUGUUUUGAGAACUGACCGUUUGUUAAUCGUUGUUCAUAAUACAGAAUUAAGUACAUUUUUUUCUUUAAUAAACAAUUUUUUAUAACCAACAAUAACAACAACAAACUACUACAAAUCGAAUCUGCAGUGGGUUUCUCAUCUUUUCAUAGAUCACGUGUAUCUCGAGACGCUUAUCUUCAUUCGACAAAUUGAUUCUUAUGUAACGUUGAUGUGAAGUGUUGAGUUCGCACAUAAGAAUUCAUGUGCUGUUACUGUUUAGAUUUCUAUAGAUUAGGUUAUAAGUGAUUGCAAAAUGCUAACUGUCAAUUUAGUGCAGAAACAACCCAUGAUACAAAAAAUUUCAGAGAUAUGAUACUUAGAUGACAAAAUCUCGUUGAGUUCGCACAUAACCUAAUGUGGUACUUAAUUUUAAAAUCCAUUGAACUAAGUAUAUUUACAAUAAGAAAGUGUAUUACUGACACGCGAAAACUUUGUGGUUCGUAUCUUCUCUCACUGUCCUGGCUAGUUAUACCUUCGUUCAAUGUAUAUAUUUAAAUUUAGUGUCUUCUCCUUGUCUGUCGGCAUUGUACGGCAAUGCUGGUUUUCUUGCAAGUUCGUUAAUUGGGUUUUUUUGUGUGAAUUUAUUUGUGAUCUGGCUAUCUGUGAUGGAAAUAGGCAGAUUAAAAUGUAUUUUUGCUUGCUGUUUUCGAUCAGCUGAUGCCUCAAACUCGUAAAAGCCACGCAUCCGCGCCGCAAUACAUCACCCUGUCGUAGUAUCAAUUUGCGUAUUAUUACCUUUAUAUUUUUUGGUCAUGUAACAUCGAACAAACUAUGUCAGUGGAGCAAACGGACCUUAGAUAUAUUAAAAGAACCGUAUCGAGUAAAAAAGCAAAACAUGGUACUUUUAAAUGCAGCAUUUUUAUAGUAUCAUGAAAACAACCCAAGUCCAGUAAUAAGGUUGUUUUAGAAAUUAACGAAUAUUUGAGUGGUUCAAUGCCAGAGUUGCAUGAACAACAAAUUAUUAAAACUGAGUAAAUAGAGAUCAAAGCAUUUUACUUGUAAUUUUGGAAAUUAUGAAAAUGAAAAAUCCUCAAUUCCCCCUACGAAAUUAUAAUACGCUAGUUCGGUGUGAUGUUAUUUUGGUUCCACUGACAUUUAAU